This is a messenger RNA of Pelobates fuscus (common spadefoot toad), 1779 nucleotides long. RefSeq names its product dehydrogenase/reductase 7 (gene DHRS7). The record is from RefSeq and is a predicted model, not a curated record. Lineage: Eukaryota; Metazoa; Chordata; Amphibia; Anura; Pelobatidae. Bases 39 to 1046 code for a protein of 335 amino acids. The transcript has 7 exons. Gene Ontology annotation, molecular function: oxidoreductase activity.
UGGGAGGAGAUUGAUACAAAGUGUCACCCUGUGCAGCCAUGGAGCUGCUCUGUGUGCUGGGGCUGCUGGGAGCCCUGUGUGUUCUAUACUUUGGGUUCCAGCUGAUCAGGUUCCUCAGGGCUGAUGCAGACCUGACCCUGCUGUGGGCUGAGCUCUUUGGACACUCUCCAGAGAGCAAACUGUCUGGAAAUGUGGUCUGGGUGACGGGCGCUUCCAGUGGGAUCGGGGAAGAGUUAUCAUAUCAAUUGGCCAAACUGGGGUCACGCCUGGUCCUGUCCGCAAGACGAGAGAAUGAAUUGCUAAAGGUGAAGCAAAAAUGUUUAGAGAUAAGUAACUUAGAAGAUAAGGAUAUUCUAAUUGUUCCUCUUGAUCUGACCAAUGCAAGCACCCACGAAGCAGCAACAGAGAACGUUCUGAAGCAUUUUGGUCAAAUUGAUGUUUUGGUAAAUAACGGAGGGCGCUCACAGCGCUCACUGUGUAUGGAGACCGACCUGGAUGUUUAUCGGGCUUUACUAGAGGUCAAUUAUGUGGGGACGGUUUCCUUAACCAAGCACGUUCUCCACCACAUGGUCCAACGGAAAAAAGGAAAGGUUAUAUCAAUAAGCAGCGUCACCGGCUUUAUUGGGGUGCCACUCUCUUCUGGGUACGCCGCCAGCAAGCACGCUCUUCAGGGAUUUCUCAACAGUCUGCGAGUAGAACUAGGAUCUUACCCAGAUAUAACAAUUAGUAUUGUGUGCCCAGGACCUGUCCAGUCUAAAAUAGUGGAAAAUGCUUAUACGGAAAAGAUUGAGAAAUCUGCUCCCACGACAGAUCAGUCUUCUAAAAUGCCCACUGAACGCUGUGCUCGGCUCAUUCUGAUUACCAUUGCGAAUAACCUGUACGAAACCUGGAUUGCAGAGCAGCCUUUUUUAGCAAUAUGUUACCUAUGGCAGUACACUCCAACAUGGGCAUGGUGGUUAACAGGAAAGCUUGGCGCGCAAAGAAUACAGAAUUUCAAACGAGGAGUGGACGCAGAUUCUUCAUACUUUACAAAAAAGAUCAAAUAGAAGAAUCCCCUUUAUGACUUCAAUGCAGCAUUCAGACAAUGCUCCAAAAAGGAGAAAAUGUCAAUGUAUUCGUACAAUAUGUUCUAAUGAAACCACAACCCUUGAUUCAUGUUUAUACGAUUUUGUACUGAGAUUGUCACUGUGGAAGGCUGUAAGUAACCCCAAUUCAUAACGAUAAUGCACUAAACAAUAUGGGAAAAUAAACUCCUUGUAUUUAACUUUCCUGCUGUAUUCGGCUAAUAAACUGCAAGCUAGCUCCCCCCAGACCAGUACUCAAUCUAUAAGGAGCCUGGUCUGUGGGGUUCUUCAUAUCCCAUAAACCACGACUGCAACAUUUCUUGUUCAACCCUCACCUGCAGAUCUCCGAGUGGGCUGGCUACUCAAUAUGCUGAUCGUAGCCACAAACAGGCUGUUAUCCAUUUACUCACAGUGUUUAUAGAGUUAUUGCUUGUGAGUGCAUUUUCCCCAAUUGUUUUUUCUCACCAAUAUACUUUUUUUUUUUUUUUUUCAGCAACUGCAAAUGUAAACAAAAUGUGUGUGUGCACAGAGACCUUUGAAAUCUGCUAGUAAGCUGGAAUUAAUAUAUUUAAAAACUCAGCCUUAAUAGAAUGGAAAUCGGAUUCCUGAUUUAAAUUUGUUUUGUAAAUGAGGCAUGGUAUUUAAAUGUAUUUUUUUUUGUUUGUUUUUUUAAACAGUGGCCAAAUCCAGCUGAUAGUGUCUCUUUAAAAGGGAG